Saprolegnia parasitica CBS 223.65 is the source of this 2074-nucleotide messenger RNA. RefSeq lists its product as hypothetical. The coding region runs from base 20 to 1888 and encodes 622 amino acids. Gene Ontology annotation, biological process: glycerol-3-phosphate metabolic process. Gene Ontology annotation, cellular component: glycerol-3-phosphate dehydrogenase (FAD) complex; mitochondrion. Lineage: Eukaryota; Oomycota; Saprolegniomycetes; Saprolegniales; Saprolegniaceae. Gene Ontology annotation, molecular function: glycerol-3-phosphate dehydrogenase (quinone) activity. The record is from RefSeq and is a predicted model, not a curated record. The transcript has 3 exons.
CCCUUCGUCUGCCAUCCCCAUGUUCCGCCUGGCCACGCCCAUGCGCCGCGGCGCCGUCGCCGCUGCCGGCCUCGGUGCUGCCGGCGCCUUCGCCACCUCGGCGCGCCUCAACUCUGGCAUCCACCACCCCAACUCGCACAACAAGGACAAGAACGGCGUCUACAAGUUCGUCUCGCCCAUCGAGUGCGACGACGGCGCGGUCAUCGUGCCAUGGGAGGUGCCGGAGCGCGCGACGCAGCUCGCCAAGCUCGAGAGCGAUGCUUUCGACGUCGUCGUCAUUGGCGGCGGCGCGACGGGCGCCGGCUGCGCCUUGGACGCGGCGACGCGUGGCAUGAAGGUCGCGCUCCUCGAGCGCAACGACUUUGGCGCUGGCACGUCCGGUCGCUCGACCAAGCUCAUCCACGGCGGCAUCCGCUACCUCGAGACGGCUUUCAUGAAGCUCGACAAGGCGGCCUUCGACUUGGUCACGGAAGCGUUGGAAGAGCGCAAGCACAUGCUCUCGGCGGCGCCGUACAUGAACCGCCCGCUUCCGAUCAUGAUCCCGAUCUACACGUGGUGGGAGAUCCCGUACAUGUGGGUCGGCGCCAAGGCGUACGACCUCGUCGCCGGCACGCAGCGCUUCGUGCCGGGCAGCUACUACAUUGACGCGGAAGAGGCCAUGUACCAGUACCCGAAUCUCAAGAAGGACGGCCUCAAGGGCGCGAUUGUCUACUACGAUGGCCAGAUGAACGACACGCGCAUGAACCUCUCGAUCGUCUUGACAGCGGCCCAGAACGGCGCCGCGGUCGGCAACUACAUUGAAGUUCAGUCCAUCAAGAAGAACGCGGACGGCAAGGUCGCCGGCGUCACGGUCAAGGACGUCAUGACGGGCAAGACGUGGGACAUUGCAUGCAAGGCGGUCGUGAACGCGACGGGUCCGUUCACGGACGCGAUCCGCAAGAUGGACAACCCGGACGCGCAGAACAUUUGCGUGCCCGCGGCCGGUGUCCAUGUCGUGCUUCCGGACCACUACAGCCCCAACCGCAUGGGCCUCAUCGUCCCCAAGACGUCGGACGGCCGCGUCCUCUUUUUCCUGCCGUGGGAGAACGCCACGAUCGCCGGCACGACCGACUCGGAGUCGGACAUUACGAUGCUCCCGACGCCGACGCAGCAAGAAAUCAACUUUAUCAUCGAGGAGGCCAACCGGUAUCUGGCCGUGCCCGUCACGAACGCCGACGUGCGCUCGGCCUGGAGCGGCAUCCGCCCGCUCGUCAAGGACCCGCGCCACGAGAACACGGCGCAGAUCUCGCGCGAGCACGUGCUCGAGGUCUCCAAGUCCAACAUGCUCACGAUCGCCGGUGGCAAGUGGACGACGUACCGCCGCAUGGCCCAAGACACGAUCGACAAGCUCCAGGACAUCAUCGCCGACGUGCCCAAGGCCGUGUGCAGCACGCGCGACAUGCAGCUCAUUGGCGCCGACCGCAUCGGCGAGGUCUGCAGCCAAAAGUUUGACCGGAUCACGGUCACGCUGCGUGAAAAGUACCUCAUGGACAAGGACAUUGCCGAGCAUUUGAUGCGCAACUACGGCACGCGCGCGCUCCAGAUCGCCGAGAUUGAGAAGACGGGGUUCCUCCACCGCAAGGCGGGCGACCACCCGAAGCGCCUCCACCCCAAGUACCCGUACUUGGAGUCGGAGGUCGUCUUUGCCGUGCGCCAGGAGUACGCGAUGAAGGCCGUCGACGUGCUCGCGCGCCGCACGCGCAUGGCGUACAUCGACACGGACGCGUCGCUCGAGGUCAUGGAGAAGGUCAUUGGCAUGAUGAGCUCGCUCUGCGGCUGGUCCAAGGCGCGCCAGGAGCAGGAGCGCAAGGACGCGCUCGAGUUCUUGGCCACGAUGCACAAAAAGUAACUAGUAUACGACCGUGUACGACGUCCAACAUGCCCACAAACAAGCGCACACAGCCACGUAAGGACUCGAGUUUGAGACCUGUGUGCACGGGGAAGAGCGUCGUCUAUUGCUGCGAGUUGCCGGAGCUCCAGAAGCCGUCUUGGGAGAACGGAAUGCUAAAAAAUAAAGAUCUGCUGUGAGCCGCGC